Messenger RNA from Arctia plantaginis, 264 nucleotides. The record is from the annotation of a GenBank genome assembly. NCBI's taxonomy places the organism in Eukaryota, Metazoa, Arthropoda, Insecta, Lepidoptera, Erebidae.
AUGUAUGUAACUAAUGAGCUUUACUUGUCGUACGUCGAUGGCCGCUCACAGGGACCGCGGUUCUCGGAACACUCCGAAUGUUUACAAGUGGCCCUCAAUAAAAUUAGAGAGCUAUCUAUGCGGCGGUGCUGCCACCUGGCGGCUCCCGACCGCGCUAAUAAACAUAUCUGUGACGUAGCAGGCGCUCGCGCGCACACUGCGUUCCGCCCCCGAAACGUGUCACCUGCAAUAGUCUCUUCCGUCGCUUCGGCCCCAUUAACAUAA